AGGAGAAGAGAGGGAAACAGAUAGCCACAUCCCACAUCCACCAAUCCCCACACCAUCCAAUGGCAACCACUUUCUCACCACCACCCAUCCUCUCCUCCAUCACUACCUCCUCCGCCGCCGCCGCCCCAAAACAGCCACCUUCGCCUCCCCUAACAAAACCCCACCUCGCCGUACCGCCCUCGAAACUCCCAGCAACCACCUUAACCGCCACCCUUACAGUCGCCGCGGCCGCAGCAGCUAUCUUGACCGCCGCGGCGCCGCCGUCGCUGGCAGAAGCCUACAGCCUGUACUAUGGCACAGCCGCGAGCGCCGCCAACUACGGCGGCUACGGAGGGAACUCGAACAAGAAAGAAUCGGCGGAGUACGUGUACGACGUGCCGGAGGGGUGGAAGGAGCGGCUGGUGUCGAAGGUAGAGAAGGGGACGAACGGCACCGACAGCGAGUUUUACAACCCGAAGAAGCGGUCAGAGAAGGAGUACUUGACGUUUCUGGCGGGGUUCCGGCAGUUGGCGCCGGUGGACGCCGUUCUGGGGAACCUAGCGCUGUCGGACGUGGAGUUGCAGGACUUGAUCGCCAGCGCGAACAGCGUGAGGUCGGACAAGAGGAAGGACGAGAAUGGGCAGGUGUACUAUGUGUAUGAGAUUGAUGGAGUGGGGAAGCAUAGCUUGAUUUCCGUGACAUGCACGAAGAACAAGCUGUACGCGCAUUUUGUGAACGCGCCGGCGCCGGAGUGGAGCAGGGACCAGGAGACUCUCCGGCAUCUCCACGAGUCUUUCAAAACAGUUGGGUCGUUUUAGCAAGAAUUUUUUUUUAUAAAACAAAUUAAGGAUAGAGUCUUGCGGGAUUAAAAAAAAGUAUGUAUUUUUUUUUUUCACGUUCUAUCUCCUUUUAAAUAAACAAAUCUUGUGUUCUAUAAUAAUUUAUAACUUAGAUUUAUCAAAA
Molecule: messenger RNA, 942 nt
Organism: Malania oleifera
Lineage: Eukaryota; Viridiplantae; Streptophyta; Magnoliopsida; Santalales; Ximeniaceae
Product: thylakoid lumenal 19 kDa protein, chloroplastic
Exons: 1
Coding region: 60-797 (245 amino acids)
Source: RefSeq, a predicted model, not a curated record